AUGACUCCGUUUUCAAAGUCACUACUCCUCACAUUCGCCGUUUUUGGGCAUCUCAUGUCGUGCAUUUAUGCCUCACCGCUCAUUGGCACACUCACCUAUGACCAGGAUGACGACACGGAAGUCCUCGAAAUCGACUUAAAUACCAUUGAUGAGCUAAUGAGUGAAGACAAACAUAAGAAGGAUAUCAUCGAUUUGAGUUUUUAUGGUAAUGCACUCUUUGGUACCCCAGAUAGCGCAGCCACAGCCGACUUGGUGGCUAACUAUACGCCUGAUGCAUCAUCUGUGAACCCCGAGGAGUUGGGCUCCUACCUGGAGGGCGACAUACUUGUGCCCACUAGUGGUGCGCUUACCAAAAAUGGCAUUACUACACAAAGCUCGCGUUGGCCCGAUGCGGUGGUGCCCUUCGAAAUUCGUGGUAACUUCAAUGCACGCGAUAUGGCCACCAUCGAGAAUGCCAUAGAGAAAUAUCACGAACGCACUUGCAUUCGAUUCGUGCCACGUACCAGUGAACACGAUUAUAUUUCGAUUGUGAGCGGCAAUUCGGGCUGUUGGUCAUCGGUGGGACGUGUAGGCGGCAAACAGGAGGUGAAUCUACAAUCACCUGGUUGCCUCUCUAAACCGGGCACAGCGAUGCAUGAACUCAUGCACGCGUUGGGAUUUUUACACGAGCAGAACCGACAGGAGCGCGAUUCUUAUGUGAAUAUACAAAUGCAAAAUAUACAGCCUUCGGCGGUGAAUAAUUUCGAGAAAGCCCAGAGUACCAUCGCAUUUGGUGUGCCCUACGAUUACGGUAGCGUAAUGCAUUAUUCGGCGAACGCGUUCUCACGCAACGGACGUCCAACCAUUGUAUCUGUGCAACCUGGUGGCAGUCAGCUAAUGGGCCAACGUGACGGCUUCUCGGCAUUCGAUAUCGAAAAGUUAAACAAGAUGUACAAUUGCGAUAUGGCUGCAAUGGGCGGCGGCAGUUUUGGCGGCAGUGGCAGUUAUCCAGGUGUCGUUGCGCCUGCCCCAAUGCCGGGUGCAGUACCAGUGCCGGAACCAGCGCCUAUCCGUCCUUCAGGUGGUGGCGCUAAUUUAAUCGGCAGUUUUCUUGGCGGCCUCAUCAGCGGCUUGGGUCUAGGAGAGGAGAACAACGAUGUUGGUAACACAACGGAAACAACAAAUGUGGUCUAG
Anastrepha obliqua is the source of this 1173-nucleotide messenger RNA. RefSeq names its product hatching enzyme 1.2. NCBI's taxonomy places the organism in Eukaryota, Metazoa, Arthropoda, Insecta, Diptera, Tephritidae. The record is from RefSeq and is a predicted model, not a curated record. The transcript is spliced from 2 exons. Gene Ontology annotation, biological process: proteolysis. Bases 1 to 1173 code for a protein of 390 amino acids. Gene Ontology annotation, molecular function: metalloendopeptidase activity; zinc ion binding.